Molecule: messenger RNA, 4438 nt
Organism: Mesocricetus auratus (golden hamster)
Lineage: Eukaryota; Metazoa; Chordata; Mammalia; Rodentia; Cricetidae
Gene: Usp22
Product: ubiquitin specific peptidase 22
Exons: 13
Coding region: 162-1739 (525 amino acids)
Biological process (GO): protein deubiquitination
Molecular function (GO): cysteine-type deubiquitinase activity; zinc ion binding
Source: RefSeq, a predicted model, not a curated record
CCCGCCCUCCUCGACGCUGGAGAGUGGUGCGUGAGCGGUAGGUGCUGCGGUCGCCUGCUUCGGUUCUCGGCGCCGUCUUUGUCCGCCGCUUUGUUCUCGCCGCGCUGGCGUCGUCCUCACCCCCGUCGCCGCCCGCCCCGCGCGCCCGGGCCUUGCCCGCCAUGGUCGCCCGGCCCGAGCCUGAGGUCGAAGCCAUGGAUGCUGAGCUGUCUGUGGCGCCUCCGGGCUGCUCGCACCUGGGUAGCUUCAAGGUGGACAACUGGAAGCAAAACCUGCGGGCCAUCUACCAGUGCUUCGUGUGGAGCGGAACGGCUGAGGCCCGCAAGCGCAAGGCAAAGUCCUGCGUCUGCCAUGUCUGCGGCAUCCACCUGAACAGGCUGCACUCGUGCCUCUACUGUGUCUUCUUUGGCUGUUUCACGAAGAAGCACAUUCAUGACCAUGCAAAGUCAAAGCGGCACAACCUGGCUAUUGACCUGAUGUAUGGAGGGAUAUAUUGCUUCUUGUGUCAGGACUACAUCUAUGACAAGGACAUAGAAAUCAUUGCCAAAGAGGAACAGCGCAAGGCGUGGAAGUUGCAAGGUGUUGGAGAGAAGUUUUCAACUUGGGAACCAACCAAGCGGGAGCUGGAACUGCUGAAGCAUAACCCAAAGAGGCGGAAGAUCACCUCCAACUGCACCAUAGGUCUGCGUGGACUGAUCAACCUGGGAAACACGUGCUUUAUGAAUUGCAUUGUGCAGGCGCUGACCCACACACCGCUUCUGAGAGAUUUCUUCCUGUCAGACAGGCACCGUUGUGAGAUGCAGAGCCCCAGCUCCUGCCUGGUCUGUGAGAUGUCCUCUCUCUUCCAGGAGUUUUACUCGGGGCACCGCUCCCCCCACAUUCCGUACAAGCUGCUGCACCUGGUGUGGACACACGCCCGGCACCUGGCAGGUUAUGAGCAGCAGGACGCACAUGAAUUCCUCAUUGCAGCCCUGGACGUCCUCCACCGGCACUGCAAAGGUGAUGACAAUGGGAAGAAAGCCAACAACCCUAACCACUGCAAUUGCAUCAUUGACCAAAUCUUUACGGGUGGGCUCCAGUCUGAUGUCACAUGCCAAGUCUGCCACGGCGUCUCCACCACCAUAGACCCCUUCUGGGACAUCAGUUUAGACCUGCCCGGUUCUUCCACCCCAUUCUGGCCCUUGAGCCCAGGGAGUGAGGGCAGUGUGGUUAACGGGGAGAGCCAUGCAUCAGGCACCACCACUCUCACAGACUGCCUGCGAAGAUUUACCAGACCAGAGCACUUAGGAAGCAGUGCCAAGAUCAAGUGUAGCGGUUGCCAUAGCUACCAAGAGUCCACAAAGCAGCUCACCAUGAAGAAGCUGCCCAUUGUGGCCUGUUUCCAUCUCAAAAGAUUUGAACACUCAGCCAAACUGCGGCGGAAGAUCACCACAUAUGUGUCUUUUCCCCUGGAACUGGACAUGACACCCUUUAUGGCCUCCAGCAAAGAAAGCAGGAUGAAUGGGCAGUACCAGCAACCCCUGGACAGUCUCAACAAUGACAACAAGUACUCCCUGUUUGCUGUCGUUAACCAUCAAGGGACCUUGGAGAGUGGCCACUACACCAGCUUCAUUCGGCAGCACAAAGACCAGUGGUUCAAGUGUGAUGAUGCCAUCAUCACCAAGGCCAGCAUCAAGGAUGUGCUGGACAGUGAAGGGUACCUACUCUUCUACCACAAACAGUUCCUGGAAUAUGAGUAGCCUCCUGCCCUGCUGGCCAGGAAAAUGAAAAAAGAACAAGUUGGCAAGCUUCCUGACAUGAUCCCUGUUCUCCCCACAUCAGAACACCAUGGUGUCCCUCCCUCCUGUGCAGAUGUGCCUCACACAUGGCCCCUCUGCACUAGGAAGUGUCAGGGUGGGCGUGAGCUGUAAGACUGAGUGGAGUGUGCCCUUAGUGGACAGGAGUUAGUGGACCACCUCUUGUCAACCUUGUAAUAUGCUGAGGGUGAUGUCCUCAGAGCAGACCAGCCUCUGCCUGGUGCUUCACCUUCAUCCCACAUGGGUUUAGAAAGCACCCGUGUUGUUGAAAAUGAGCCCAUGAAAGCUGUAGCGUAGGCAGAGAUGAUGCCAGAGGACUGAGUGCUUGCAGCAGCCCUCUAUGUAAGUGGCAUUAAGGGCAGGGAGUGCCUGUUCUUUCUAAAGUUGUAGAAUAACCCUAGGCCUAGGUUGAGGUCACCUGCAGGCUAAAAACAUCUGUGCUACAGAUAACUUAGCAUCAACUGCAUGAGGAAACAUCAGCCCAGAGACCUCUACCCCUUGCUCUUUCUCCAUGACAGUGAAUUUCAUAAAUGUGAUAGUAGAAAAGUGAAUGAUUAUCAAGUUUAUAUGGAAAUGUAGGUAAUCCUCUUUCCUUCUGAGAGCAGAGUGUCUUGCUUUUUGAUCAGUGUUGUUUCCUUGACCUGUGCCCUGCCUUCCUCCACACAGCUAGCUGGUGGCCAGGCAGUGGAGAAUGGGGUCUCUGUUAUCUUGAUCUUUGCAGUAGAUGGAAUGUUCCUUGGCGGUUCCAUUGAACCAAUCUUCCCGUGUUUCUUCUUGGUCGUUGGUUCUUUUGCCUGUCCAGGUGGUUCAGUGGCUGUGUGAGAUUUGAAGCUGAGUGGUCCUGAUGGAGACUGCAUUGUAUUGUGUCGCCCACUUGCCUCUGCUCUGUGUUCGCUAUAGUUUCAAUUUUACAGCUUAGUGACCAGUUCUGCUGACAGGGUCAAUCAUGAAGUUUCUUGUAAGAUAUUUUGCAUGUGUCUUUGGACAAGACUUAGGUUGUCUUUUUCUAAGAAAUUAAAAUCUAGGGUCUUCGUGUUUUCUCUUUGUGCCACUGCCUUUUCAGUGGUGCUUGCCCAGGAGCCUAUUGGCACAUCACCCCAGGAGUUUCAGGACCAGCAAGUGUUUCCCAAGAGUCAGGCUCUGAGCAGGUCUACAGCAGGUAUCAUGUGCAUCAUUCGUGCAUAGCAAGUACAGCUGUGUUCUGAUUGUCUUAUUUACACACCCUAAAUUUGAAUUACACAGGAUUAUGUGUACAGAAUUUUUUUAAAGACUUUUCUUCACUGACAGGCUACAAAAAAGCAAGGCAGGUUCCAUCCCAGCUCCUCAGCUAGUUGUGAUGUGAUGAGAGGUAGCUGUGGCAACACUAAGUGGCUGUUGUUGAGUCAUGUAAGGAUCACCGGAAUCCCGUCAGGGGCAGCUAAAGCUUCCUGUGUAGUAUAUACACUUGCCAUGUUCUCGUCUCUCGUGUUCCUAUUUCUGCAUUUAAAGUAAAGAACAAACUUGAAGCAUGUUUAGAAGAAGCCUUUUUUGAGAAGCAUGGGUGAGCCCAGACUCUCAGGCAUGGACCGGUGUUUGUGGGGCUCAGCUGUGUAGCUGCCUUUGAGGAGUCAUAUUCUUCUUGUGAACACCCAGAGGAAAGACUUCACUGCAGUUGGCCUAGGGGAACCAGAGCCCAAAACAUCUCCUGAAGGCCUGCCUCCUUGUCACUCUGGUAGAUAGGGCAUCCAGAAGCAGGGGAAUGAGCAGGUAUGCUGGCCAGGCCUGCUUCCUCUCCCCACAGCACACAGCGCAUCUCUACCUGAAUUUGGGUCACUGAGGAGGACAGCACCUGUUUUCUGUCAGAGAGACGUUAACGUUUUAUAUCCAAAUGCAGCAUUCCCUUCGUUACUGUGGGCUUCGCAUUCUAAACACUUCGCUCUGCCUACGGCAAGGAGGCCAACCAACUCCAUGACUGCCACACAUCUGUCUGGCCCUGCCUCGGUGUCCUAGGGCCAUCAGCAUGAUGUCUCAGCUAGAUAGGCAUGUAUAAACAACCGAAGAGCAGAUUUGAGCAGUGGGAUUGGGAAGUUCUUCCAGUUAUCUCUUUGGAUAGCAAGGCAGAAAAAGGGUUUCCCAUCCAAGGACUGUCCAGUAUCAGUGCUCAGAUGGUCAUGAAGUGUCUUCUCCCACAGGGCUGCAUUGCCCAGCCCCAGUCUAGAGCAGGGAGCAGACCUCUUCCCAUACACCACUGGUACCAGCCUCACAGGAGAUCAAACUAGAGCUCCUCAGAUGUCUUCAAUUCAGGAGGUAGGAAGGGAUCUGAUUCCUCUUUUCAUCCCAGGAGCCCCCCACGCUGGGCACUGACUGGCCUCUGAGCAUCCUACACCAUGUGAACCUGAGUGCUGUUGUGUUUGGCUUGAUAUGUAUGCUUUCCUUGUGUAAAAUCAUUGUUCUUUUUGACAAGUGGCUUGUUUCAUUUAUUAUAGCUUUGAAAUCAAAAAUUGUGAGGGGAAAAAAAUCCAAUGAUUGUACUAUGGUUAGAAGUUUUAUUACCAAGACAUUUAUGUCACUGCUCCCCUGUCAUUUUGAGGGAUUUGACUGUCUCCUCCCUGGUGGCUUUUAGUCUUUCCUAUAUCCUAAUAAAGCUGCAUUUUAUUCAGAAA